Molecule: messenger RNA, 1032 nt
Organism: Prunus armeniaca (apricot)
Lineage: Eukaryota; Viridiplantae; Streptophyta; Magnoliopsida; Rosales; Rosaceae
Source: the annotation of a GenBank genome assembly
AUGCAGAACCCAGAAGAUUUCGUCGUUCGAGAUGGAAGGAUGACCAGCCGACCCACCAGCAGAUGGCCAGCAGUGACCGUUGCCCGAGUCGACUUUGAUGUGCUUCACGCCCGACUACUUGAGCCCCUCACCGACACGCUCAGGGGCCACAAUCCACUUCGCCAUCAAUUUGAUGGUACGCAAGCCGAGAUUGAUGACGCCAUCGAGAAGGCCGCCACAAUGCUCCUCGAUCAAGCUCUUUUCGAGCUUUGGAAUCGCCUCAGAGUCAUAGCUGAAACCUAUGAUAAUCAGACCAGAACUAACGUGUUUAAAAAUCGGGCCCCAGUGAUGGAAGGCUUCCAACUACCGAGGUUCUAUGCCUCCCUCCUCUCCUCAAUUGGACCCCUCCGAAUUGAGGACUCUUUCUUCGACACUACAGUUAUCUACUCUCCAGCUCAAGCCCUCCGCGACAACUUUGGUCGUGCUGCGAUGCCCAACAUCAACAGCCAGGAUAUCCUCCACUUCAUCCAGCAGCUUGGAGGUGCCCACAUUCCACUUGGCACAAUUCAACACCGUGGAUCACAAGGUUCAUUCUUUACCACCUGUGCUAGAGUUGACAAUAACUAUGACAGCUACAACAUCCUUGGAGCUUUCAAUGCCAGACACUACAGUCGGAUUGAUACAGUCAUAGGCAUGCUUCUCCGCCCCUUCGGCCAUGACGAACAUCCAUUUGAAGACCUAUCCACCACACUCGGCUUCGUCGACAAUGAAGAUGUGAUUGCGGCACUCGAACUUAUCCCACUCCCUGCCGACGCCGACCAACCUGCCGCCGCUGACCCACUUGCUCGCCACAUCCAGGGUGAUUACAACAUCUACGAAACUGGGAUUGCCCCUCCUAGUGACGUUCCAGUUCCUGGACGCGGACGCGGGAUAUACAUCCUUGGAAGAGGCGAUGAUCGUAUCGGAACAUGCUCACUCGCUCGUGACCUUAGCGGCCUCGAGAUUGCAGCAAUUUUCCGCCACCGCAUAAUUCAAGCCCCAGCAUCGCUGUAG